CGAAAGUGGAUUGUCGUUUGCGCUGUAUACACAAAAACAUUCGGAUUCGACAAGCCAAACAAUGUGUACAGAAUACAGUGCAGUUUAAAUUGAAAACCAAUCAUGGGAUCUAUUACUAUUGAGUUAGAAACACCGUUUAUUACGCCAGGCUGUCCCAGCAGAAUACUGCGCACAAUAUUUGAGCUGUUGCUGUACAAUCGAAAACAAAUUCCGUUUCCAUACCAGACAUUUCGGAUGAUGGUGAAAAAUGUAAAUACGGAUGAUGUUGAUGCUAGCUCUGUUGCGGAUGUGCAAGCUAACAAGCAGCGAGAGAAGGCUCAGCAUGUAAUUCAUUGUAUUGAGAUGGUGCUUGACACAAUAGACAAGAUACUAUGGAAUCAUCCUGCCAGUGAGCUAAUGAUCCUCUUUGGUAAAACGAUCUAUACAGUCAAAGAAGCAUUCGUCAUAAAACUACCAUCCGUUGACGCGAAUCAUUUUGGCGAAAAUCAUCAGCGAACAUUGGAGAGAAUGCUGCAAAACAUCGGUUUACAGCUUACUCUCUGUGACGAAUUCGUUGCCGUUCAGAAUGUACAGGGCGACACAAACAUUUUUGUUAUGUUACAAAUAACUUCACUGGAACCCCAGGUUUGCACUAAGUAUGGAAUGAAUCUUUUGGAUGAUUAUCAACUACCGAGGAAGUGUGCAACAUAUGCGAUCAAUCUGCAGAUGGCGGCAAAGGCAGAUGACUUUGGGCACGAAUUCCCUUAUAUUUGCUGUAAACAAUUGGAAAUUUAUAGUGAACAUACGGAACAAUCCUCAACUUCCACUGCGAUACACACCACACAACAUAAGUCAACAGAUCCAGAAGUUGCUGUGAAAUCACGUUGGUUUCUGCUAGAUGCUGUAGUGAGCGGAUACUCCAUGAAAUCUGCAAAGCAUUUUAAAAUAUGGCAAUAAAAGUUGCUAAUUUAAUUCAACUAAUAAUAAAAGCAUUCAUUGUUAAGUUCAUUCA
Anopheles funestus (African malaria mosquito) is the source of this 991-nucleotide messenger RNA. RefSeq lists its product as uncharacterized. The coding region runs from base 103 to 936 and encodes 277 amino acids. Lineage: Eukaryota; Metazoa; Arthropoda; Insecta; Diptera; Culicidae. Gene Ontology annotation, cellular component: nucleus. The record is from RefSeq and is a predicted model, not a curated record. Gene Ontology annotation, biological process: regulation of exit from mitosis. The transcript has 2 exons.